CCGCCUCCAGCCGCCGCUCUCUGCCUCGGGCGACGGGGGCAGCGGGAGGAGACGCGCCGGACCUCGCCCUUCUGCUCGGCGGGGCCGCAGCCGGCGGCACGGCGAGGUUUUCAUACUUGCUGUGGUUCUUCGGAUUUGUUAUUUUCUUGAAAUGGUAGGACUAGGAAACAGCUGUCGUGGGAUGAAGUCUCCACCACUCCUCAUGGCGGCACUCGUGGCUUGCAUAAUUGUUUUGGGUUUCAAUUACUGGAUUGCAAAUUCUCGCAGCAUGGAUCUGCAGGGUCGAGUCAUGGAUCUGGAAGGCAAAGUCCGCAGGGCAGCAGCGGAGAGGGGUGCUGUGGAGCAAAAAAAGAAUGAAUUCCAAGGGGAGCUAGAGAAGCAGCGACAGCAGAUUGACAAAAUCCAAUCCUUGCACAGCUUUCAGAUGGAGAAUGCCAACAGAGCACAUCAGGAAGAGAAGGCAAUACUAGUGAGUAACAUCACAGUAAAUGAUCGAUUGAUUCAGAGUCUACGAGAACACUUGAAAGACUUACAGACAGAAUAUGGAAAGCUACAGCUGGAUGUUUACUCGUUUCAGAAGAACCAGACUAACCUUCAGAGGAAAUUCUCCUAUGACCUGUCACAGUGUAUCAACCAGAUGAAAGAAUUAAAAGAACAAUGUGAAGAAAGGAUAGAUGAGCUUACAAAAAAGAGUAGUGGUAUACCACAAAUCAAAGAAUACAAAGGCUUCACAGAAGAUAGCCAGGUCGAUACUCCACUGCCAGCCUUGAAACAAGCAGGGUUCAAGCAGGAUGACUUGGAACAGGAGAAAAAAAGUGAAGAUAUUCCUAAAGCAGUACCUACAGUAAGAAAGACAGACCUGGAGCAGGCUGAAGAAAGAACAGACAGCCUAACUGACAUCAGAAAACAGGGGCGUAAGGCAGAAGAGGAGCAGCUUUCUAGUCAGUUGGAUAAACCUCAAGAGUCACUCAAAGCUGCUGCAGGUCCCAAGGAGGUGCUGCCUGAGUCAGAGAAGGAGCCAAAGCCACCUGAGGAUGAGAAACAUGUACCUGGGCAAGAUAUGUCAGAGCCAGCUGCCAGUGAGGAAGCUGAGAGGGAACAGUUCCUGAAUUAUGAUGAUAAGCAGGAUGACUUGCUCCCUGGAAAGGCUGACAAACAGGAACAUGAAGCAGUGAACCAGGACAAGGAUGUUGAUUACAAUUUAGAUGUGAAUGAAGCUGAAUCAGAAACAGACAAGCAAGCAGCACUUGCAGGGAUUGAAAAUGUUCAAAAUCCUGAAGAUAUGAAGAACCACUUACCUGACCAUGGUGAAGGACGACAGAGGUUGUGAACCAAGGAAGUUCAUGAUGCAACUGAGUCACCUCUUCAUCCAAAUGCAGAAAUGAUCCAAGCAAACUGAUCUUGGAAGGUUUUGAUUAUCUUCUAAAGGCCUGACCAAGGGACCAAACAAAGUCGUGUUUUUCUUGUGAUGUUUUAGUACUGUUGCAGUGGGGAAAAGAGGUAAAUCUCUGGAGGCUCGUUUCAAAGCAGUUUGGCCUCUGCAAUGACUUUCUUCUUUGUAUCAAUUACAAAAUUGCAAUCAGGUAGCAACUUUGAAGGUAGUAACUUAGAAGUCGGCUACCUUGUAGAGCCAUACUACAGUAAGCUGUGUGUGGAUUGGUGAUAGAUGAUGAGCAGUCUUCUGCCAAGGAUGAAUCUCUCCCCUGAGCGAUGCAUAGUAGAGAAAUCCCCAGCUUAGUUUUAAGCAUUUAAGAAGGAGCUGUUACUGUGACAAAACACAGGAAAGGUGAAAACUGCAACCUACCCUUCUGCCUGUUCUGUCCGCUUUUUACUGCAACACACACUGAGAAAAUACAACAGUAGUCCUCAGAUACUAAGCAGAAUGAUAUAUGUACCCAGGUCUCUAAAUUAAAUUCCUAGACUACACUGUCAAGAGGUGUUCUUAGCUUCAAAGUUAAAAAAACCCCAAACAAACAAACAAACCCAAACAAAAACCACACACACACACACACACACGCAAAAACCCAACAA
Molecule: messenger RNA, 2031 nt
Organism: Hirundo rustica (Barn swallow)
Lineage: Eukaryota; Metazoa; Chordata; Aves; Passeriformes; Hirundinidae
Gene: GOLM1
Product: golgi membrane protein 1
Exons: 10
Coding region: 152-1330 (392 amino acids)
Cellular component (GO): Golgi apparatus
Source: RefSeq, a predicted model, not a curated record